CCUACCCGUUGAGUACCUUUCGUUUUCCUAUCUUUUUGUUCUACUCUCGCGUCAAGGAACGAACCAUCAUCGCCCCGUCUCUUUCGUUGCAACCGUUGCGCUCUCUCCACGCCCACCGCACACCUCUCCCUCCCUCCCACGACCCUUUCAAUCCAGGAGCCGGAGUGAGGUGAAACCCUAGAGAUUGCCGGAGGCGAUCGAGAUGGAGCGCUACAGGGCGGCGGGGAGCCCCGCGUACGGGCGCCAGCAGAGCAUCUCGAGCCCCUCCGGAGAAAGGACGUCGCCGACGUCCAUGUCGCCCGUCUACCCUAGCCAACUCAACCAGCAGCAACGUCAUGUCCGCUCAGGCUCCGCAGGUGUUGGCACCUUCCGCCGCGCGCAGAACAACGCCGCUCGUGCCGCCGCCCAGCGUCUCGCCCGCGUCAUGGCGCACCAGCACGCGGACGAUGAUGAGGAAGAGGACGAGGAGGACGACCUCCUCUCUGGCCCUCCUAUCGAACUCUCCACCCCUCGCCGCGCAGCCCGGUCCCCGUCUCCUGCAAUAAGUCGCUACCUCGCCGACCAAACUCCUGUUCGUCCUACGCCUGUCGGUCGAUUGGCUGUGGGUUCAAAGCCAGUUACAAUUAUCCCAUCCAUUAGGUCAUCACAGAGACCUCUUACUUCAGCGGCAUCAUCCGACUCUCUCAGUAACAGUCAAAGAUCAGAGGCAGCUUCACUUUCUGUUCGAAGAGACAAAGUGAUGUCUAUUGACUUGGGUCAUCUAAGUAUGAGACAGCCAAGCAGUGCUCAAUCAUCAUCCAAAUCCCAAGAUGAGAUUGAGAGUCUACAGGAUGAAAGUGAGAAUAAUACUGAAAAGCUUGCAGAAGAUAUAUACGAUGAAGCAGAGUCAAAAGCUGGACAAGUUGAGAAACAGGUAGCUUCUGUUGGUGAGGGUCUAUCUGUGGAAUCUCGCCUCUUUGCCAGAAAACAAGAGGCCUUGCAAAAAAGAGAGGCAGCUAUGAAAGCUGCCUCACAAACGGGCAAUGCCACAAAAGAGAUUUCUACGCUAAGAGCUGAAGCAAAGAUCGCAAGGGAUGAGGCAGCAUCGGCAUCCGAGCAACUUCAGGAGGCAGAAUCAGAACUUAAAUCUCUUAAGACAAUGGCCCAUAAGAUGAUAUUAUCACAAGAACUAAUGGAGGAAGUUGUUCUCAAGAGGUGUUGGCUUGCCCGAUACUGGCAACUAUGUGUUAAUUAUGGCAUAUAUGCUGAUAUUGCGGAAAGCAAGUUCGAAUUUUGGUCAUCCUUCUCUCCUCUUCCACUUGAAGUUGUGUUAUCUGCUGGACAAAAGGCAAGGGAGGCCAAGGAUGGGUAUUCAUCAGAUAAAAGUGAUCAAGAGGAUAAGGAGGUUUCAUGGAAUGCAAGUGAUCUUUCUGGAGAAGGAACUAUUGAGAGCAUGCUCUUGGUUGAAAAAGGCUUGCGUGAACUGACUUCUCUGAAGGUAGAGGAAGCGAUCCUGUUUAUAAUGGCUCAAGAACGACGAGCAAGCGCUAAAUGUGGUACACUGAUUCUGCCUGAAGGUCAAAAUCCUGUCGAAGCAUUUGAAUUGAAUCAAGAAGAAUCUGAAGAUGUGGAUUUUAAGCAGGCUUGGUUGACAUAUUUCUGGAGGAGAGCAAAGAAUCACGGUUUGGAAGAAGAUAUUGCAGAUGAAAGGCUGCAAUUUUGGAUUGAGCAAAGCAACCACUCUCCUACAUCACAUGAUGCAGUUGAAGUUGAGCGUGGGCUUGUUGAGCUGAAGAAGUUGGGGAUUGAGUGGCAAUUGUGGGAAGUCUGCCAUCGCUGAAACCAAUCUUCUACUACAGCUUUGAGUUUAAUAUUUAUUAUCAAAAUCUCAUGGUUGCUAACUACACAAAGGAGGAACAUCAAUGGUGAGCUGGAGACCAAGAAAAACAUAGGAGGUUUUUAAGACACUAAGCUAACAAAUAAUCCAACCCAUUGGUGUUUUUUAUAUCGUAUAUUUUAGUCAAGUAUCAACAUUGUUUUGCUUCUCCCAAUAGAUUUGGUAGGAUUUUGAGUUCACAUCUUGUGUAAACCCUGUGGCCAAAUCUUGAACAAAAUGAAAAAUUUAAUGGAAACGGUCAUGUUCUAAGGUAACCCGAGUCUCACAUUAAGAUGCCAUUGAUUUGCUCAUUGCGUUGUAGAUUUGACAAUGUAAUAAUAACUUGCAACCUAAUCA
Zingiber officinale is the source of this 2212-nucleotide messenger RNA. RefSeq names its product coiled-coil domain-containing protein SCD2-like. The transcript has 18 exons. Lineage: Eukaryota; Viridiplantae; Streptophyta; Magnoliopsida; Zingiberales; Zingiberaceae. Gene Ontology annotation, biological process: cytokinesis by cell plate formation. The coding region runs from base 203 to 1819 and encodes 538 amino acids. The record is from RefSeq and is a predicted model, not a curated record.